AUGCCGUCCCUCCUGCUCCUCGGGACCCUCCUGCUCCUGGCCUCGACCGCCCGCCAGGCCGGGGCGCGCCCGUCCAACGCCACAAGCGCCGAGCCCCCGGGCCCGCUGCCCGCCCUGCUGGCGCACCUGCGGCGCCUGACCGGGGCGCUGACCGGCGGCGGCGGCACUGCGGGCCCGGGCGCCAACGGCACCAGGACCAGCCCCGCGAGCGGGACAGGCGCGGCGGCGCGGGCGCCCCCUCCCGCCGAGCUCUGCCAUGGCUACUACGACGUUAUGGGCCAGUACGACGCCACCUUCAACUGCAGCACGGGCUCCUACCGCUUCUGCUGCGGCACCUGCCACUACCGCUUCUGCUGCGAGCAUCGCCACAUGCGCCUGGCGCAGGCCUCCUGCUCCAACUACGACACGCCGCGCUGGGCCACCACGCCGCCGCCGCUGGCCGGGGGCGUCGGGGGUGCUGGGGGUGUGGGCGGGGGGCCUGGGCCCGGCCAGGCGGGGUGGCUGGAAGGGGGCCGGGCGGGGGGUGCAGGGGGGCGCGGGGGCGAGGGCCCCGGGGGCAGCACGGCCUACGUGGUGUGCGGGGUCAUCAGCUUCGCCCUGGCGGUGGGCGUCGGCGCCAAAGUGGCCUUCAGCAAGGCGUCCCGUGCGCCCAGGGCGCAUCGGGAGAUCAACGUGCCCAGGGCUCUGGUGGACAUUCUGAGGCAUCAGGCGGGGCCUGGGACCCGCCCGGACCGGGCACGAAGCAGCUCCUUGACCCCGGGGGUCGGGGGCCCCGACAGCAUUCCCCCGAGGACGCCCAAGAACCUCUACAACACCGUGAAGCCCUCCAAUCUCGAUAAUCUGCACCACAACUACCUGCACCUCAACGUCAACAGCCCCAAGCACCAUGCCACCACGAUGGAUUGGCGCGCCAUUCCACCACCCAGCCCCUCCUUGCACUACUCCACGCUCUCCUGCUCACGGUCCUUCCACAACCUCUCGCAUCUGCCCCCGUCUUACGAGGCUGCUGUAAAAUCUGAACUCAACCGCUACUCCUCCCUCAAGAGACUGGCUGAGAAGGAUCUGGACGAGGCCUACCUGAAGCGCAGGCACCUGGCGGAGAUGCCCCGCGGGACGCUGCCCCUGCAUACCCUUCGGCGACCCGGCACGGGGGGCGGCUACCGCAUGGAUGCCUGGGGCGGCCCGGAGGAGCUGGGCCUGGCGCCCGCGCCCAACCCGCGGCGGGUCAUGUCCCAGGAGCACCUGCUGGGCGACGGAGGCCGGUCGCGCUACGAAUUCACCCUGCCGCGCGCGCGCCUUGUGUCGCAAGAGCACCUGCUCCUGUCAUCGCCCGAGGCCCUGCGCCAGAGCCGGGAGCACCUGCUGUCGCCCCCGCGCAGCCCCGCGCUGCCCCCGGAGCCUGCCGCCCGCGCGGGCCUGGCCGCGUCCCAUUCCAACUUGCUGCUAGGACCCGGGGGGCCCCCCACGCCGCUGCACGGGCUGCCCCCGCCGCCCGGCCUGCACGCGCACCACCACCACGGCCUGCACGGCUCCCCGCAGCCUGCCUGGAUGUCGGACGCCGGCGGGGGAGGGGGCACGCUGGCGCGCAGGCCACCCUUCCAGCGCCAGGGCACGCUGGAGCAACUGCAGUUCAUCCCUGGCCAUCACCUGCCCCAACACCUGCGCACCGCCAGCAAGAAUGAGGUGACGGUCUGA
Messenger RNA from Neomonachus schauinslandi (Hawaiian monk seal), 1695 nucleotides. RefSeq names its product shisa family member 7 (gene SHISA7). Gene Ontology annotation, biological process: regulation of short-term neuronal synaptic plasticity; regulation of AMPA receptor activity. Bases 1 to 1695 code for a protein of 564 amino acids. The record is from RefSeq and is a predicted model, not a curated record. The transcript has 5 exons. Gene Ontology annotation, cellular component: postsynaptic density; dendritic spine membrane; postsynaptic membrane. NCBI's taxonomy places the organism in Eukaryota, Metazoa, Chordata, Mammalia, Carnivora, Phocidae.